This is a messenger RNA of Poecilia latipinna (sailfin molly), 5562 nucleotides long. Its product is annotated as ATP-binding cassette sub-family A member 2-like. The transcript is spliced from 34 exons. The record is from RefSeq and is a predicted model, not a curated record. Gene Ontology annotation, cellular component: membrane; intracellular membrane-bounded organelle. The coding region runs from base 167 to 5530 and encodes 1787 amino acids. NCBI's taxonomy places the organism in Eukaryota, Metazoa, Chordata, Actinopteri, Cyprinodontiformes, Poeciliidae. Gene Ontology annotation, molecular function: ABC-type transporter activity; ATP binding; ATP hydrolysis activity. Gene Ontology annotation, biological process: lipid transport; transmembrane transport.
UCCUGUCUUUUCUCCUCUGCAGUGGGUGCUGGCAUUUGAAAUUUUCAUCCCAUUAGUCCUCUUCUUCAUCCUCCUGGGUCUGAGGCAGAAGAAACCAGCGAUCCCCGUCAAGGAAGUGUCUUUUUACAGUGCAGCGCCGCUCACCUCAGCCGGCAUCAUUCCCAUCAUGCAGUCGCUGUGCCCAGAUGGACAGAGGGAUGAGUUUGGAUUCCUGCAAUACAAGAAUUCUACAGUGACUCAGCUGCUGGAGCGAAUCAGUGAAGUGGUUGAACAGAACCGCCUUUUCACAUCUGACAGACCGGGUUUGGGUCAGGAUCUGGAGACCCUGCAGCAGCACCUGGAGAGCCUCAGCGCUGCACCUUUACCGCCCGACUAUGGCUUCAACAGCAGCAGCCAAGGCUUCCCACUGGCUGCUGUGUUGAAGAACCAGGAAGGUUUCCAGCAGUUCUUGGUCAGGAAUCUUUCCCUCUCCAACUCCACAGCAAGCACGCUGCUCAACAGCUCAGUGAACCUCCAAGAGGUCUAUAGUCUGAUCUUCGAUAGUUCCCUCAGAGACAGUGGAGGGCCAGCCAGCUGGAUUCAUGGACCAAAAAUCCUGAGUAAGAAACCUGCAGACAAGCUUCUGCAGAUUAAGGAGAAGCUGCUGGGUGGUGUUCAGAGUAUGGAUGGAGGGGAAGAUCCAGGCAGAGCAGCAAACAGGAAGGCUGUGGUCCAGAUCGUAUCCUGGGCGCUGGGCCUGUCGGCCGCCUCUGGCAGCCGGGCCGAGCAGCUUCAGGGGAUCCAGGAGCUGGAGGGAGUUCUCUUGACUGGAUCCAUGCUGAAGUUCCUGACCUGUGGGGAGCGUGGCGACAUUCAGCUCAGGAAGAUUCUGCUGGUUCCUGAGAAGCAACAGCCUGGACUGCAGGCAUAUCACAGCCUAAUGUGCAGCCGAGAGGAGGGUCAAAGGUCAGAGCGCUUCAGACAGCUGAGCAAGGAGCUUCGAGAGCAGAUCAACACUCAAAGUGUCGCUGACCAGCUUCAUGCGGAGCAGGCCGGCCCUGUGGCCCCCCUGUCCCAGUCCCAGCUGGGUGCCCUGCUGAAGGACCUGGCUGAUGUGGAGAGGCUCCUGAAGGACGUGGACCUGCUGUCUGGACUGGCUCGCCUGCUCCCCAAAGGAGCAUGCGCCGGGCAAAACCCAGUAUCCACGAGCAACGGAACGUGGCCUCUGAACACCACCACAUGGAGCAUCAACACAACAGAUGUUCCCAGAGAAGACGGAGAGGAGGGGGCAGAGGGCGGAGGGAAGAAGGAGGGGGAGGAGAAUCCUCACUCUCAGUUCUCAGCGUUUGUUCAGCUGUGGGCAGGACUGCAGCCCAUUCUGUGUGGGAACAACAGGAUCAUUGAGCCAGAGGCGCUGAAGCAGGGGAAUAUGAGCUCACUGGGAUUCACCAGCAAAGAACAAAGGAACCUGGGCCUCCUCGUUCACCUGAUGACUACAAAUCCCAAGAUCCUCUACUCCCCCAUUGGCUCUCAGGUGGACAAAGUGAUUCAGAAGGCGAAUGAGACGUUUGCGUUUGUUGGGAAUGUGACUCACUACACCCGGGUGUGGCUGAACAUCUCUGCCCAGCUCAGGACCUUUCUGGAGGAGGGCCGCCUGCAGAGCCAUCUGCUGUGGCUCCAGCAGCUGUCCUCAGAGCUGCAGCAGCAGCCGGAGCUGCUGAACGGCAGUGACAGCGAGCUGAUGCAGGCGCUGAUGAUGGGAAACUACACGCUACCCAACACCUCCACCCUGCUGGAGCAGCUAGACACAAUCGACAACGCUGCCUGCGGCUGGAUACGUUUCAUGUCAAAGGUGAGUGUUGAUGUGUUCAAAGGCUUCCCUGAUGAGGACAGCAUAGUCAACUACACCCUGAACCAGGCCUACCAGGACAAUGUUUCUGUGUUUGCCAGCGUGAUUUUUCAGACUAACAAGGAUGGUUCUUUGCCACCUCAUGUUCUGUACAAAAUAAGACAGAACUCCAGCUUCACAGAGAAAACUAAUGAAAUCAGAAGAGCCUACUGGCGACCUGGGCCCAACACUGGUGGGAAAUUCUACUUCCUCUAUGGUUUUGUGUGGAUUCAGGAUAUGAUAGAGAGAGCCAUAAUCAACACAUUUGUGGGUCACGAUGUGGUGGAACCCGGUAACUAUGUCCAGAUGUUCCCCUACCCAUGUUACACCAGAGAUGAUUUCCUGUUUGUGAUUGAGCACAUGAUGCCCCUCUGCAUGGUGAUAUCCUGGGUAUAUUCCGUAGCUAUGAUGAUUCAGCACAUAGUAGCAGAGAAAGAACAUCGGCUCAAAGAGGUGAUGAAGAUGAUGGGCCUGAACAAUGCCGUUCACUGGGUGGCCUGGUUCAUCACUGGCUUUGUCCAGCUCUCCAUCUCCGUCACUGCUCUCACAGUCAUCCUGAAGUACGGCAGAGUGUUACUCCACAGUGACCCACUGAUCAUCUGGCUCUUCUUAACUAUUUAUGCUGUGGCUACCAUCAUGUUCUGUUUUUUGGUGUCAGUAAUCUACUCCAAAGCUAAGCUAGCUUCAGCCUGUGGAGGAAUCAUCUACUUCCUCAGCUAUGUGCCCUACAUGUAUGUAGCCAUAAGGGAGGAGGUGGCCCAUGACAAGAUCACUGCCUUUGAGAAAUGCAUUGCUUCUCUCAUGUCCACCACAGCCUUCGGUCUUGGCUCCAAGUAUUUUGCCCUGUAUGAGGUGGCAGGUGUUGGGAUCCAGUGGCGCACCAUCAGUCAGUCACCUGUAGAGGGCGAUGACUUUAAUCUGAGCCUUUCCAUGAUGAUGCUCAUUAUAGAUGCUGGGGUGUACGGUGUGCUAACCUGGUACAUAGAAGCUGUUCAUCCAGGGAUGUAUGGGCUGCCACGCCCAUGGUACUUCCCUCUGCAGAGAUCCUAUUGGUCAGGCAGUGGGCGUGUUGAGACCUGGGACUGGCCCUGGUGUGGAGGAGGAUCUGCCAGGCUCAGUGUGAUGGAGGAGGACCAGGCAUGUGCCAUGGACCAGCGCCGGUCCGAGGAGAUGCGGGGCAUGGAGGAGGAGCCGAGUCACCUGAGCCUGGUGGUCUGCAUAGACAAACUGACCAAGGUGUACAAGACUGGCAGCAAACUGGCCCUCAACAACCUGAGCCUCAACCUCUAUGAAAACCAGGUGGUCUCCUUCCUGGGACACAAUGGAGCUGGAAAAACCACCACCAUGUCCAUCCUGACAGGCUUGUUUCCUCCCACCUCCGGCUCUGCCACCAUAUACGGCCACGACAUCCGCACCGAAAUGGAUCGGAUCCGUCAGAACCUGGGCAUGUGUCCGCAGCACAACGUUCUGUUUGAUAAGCUCAGUGUAGAGGAACACCUGUGGUUCUACUCCAGGCUCAAGGGCAUGGCAGAGGACGACAUCCGCAAGGAGAUGGACAAAAUGAUUGUGGACCUGGAGCUAUCUAACAAGCGUCACAGCUUGGUCCAGACCCUGUCAGGUGGGAUGAAGCGGAAGCUGUCGGUGGCCAUCGCCUUCGUAGGUGGCUCCAGGGCCGUCAUUCUGGACGAGCCCACUGCGGGGGUGGAUCCUUACGCCCGCAGGGCCAUCUGGGACCUGAUCCUCAAGUACAAACAGGGCCGGACCAUCCUGCUGUCCACCCAUCAUAUGGAUGAAGCCGAUCUUUUGGGAGAUCGCAUUGCCAUCAUCUCACAUGGAAAGCUGAAGUGCUGUGGAACACCACUUUUCUUGAAGAGCACUUAUGGAGAUGGAUACAAACUGACGCUGGUGAAAAAGCAAAGUGAAGGCAGAGGCCAGGCCAGCCAGCCCAAGUCUCCCUCCUCUUCAUCUCCAUCCUCUUCGCUGUCACCCUGCUCAGAAACCCGGGUCACCGACUUUAUUCAGCAGUUUGUGGCUACCUGCCUGCUGGUGUCCGACUCCAACACUGAGCUCUCCUAUGUCCUGCCCUCCGAAUCAGUCAAGAAGGGCUGCUUUGAGAGGCUGUUCCAGGCUUUGGAGCAGAACUUGGCUGGCCUGGCUCUGACCAGCUUUGGAGUGAUGGACACCACGCUGGAGGAAGUGUUCCUCAAAGUCUCUGAGGAGGACCAGUCUCUGGACAACAGUGAUGCUGACAUGAAGAGCUCGCCUGGGGGCAGCUCACUGGGAAAGCUGUCAGUGGGAUCAGGGGCUCAGGAUGGACUAGCGCCUGAGACCAGACCCUCGCUGCACAACGAGAAGUCUGAGGUUGAGCUGAGCAAUCUGGUGCAGUGCUCCAGGCUCAGCCAGAGCCAGCUGUCACUGAAAUCUUCCUCAUCUGUGGGCUCAGUGCGUGGAGACGAGGGGGGGCUGUAUGCAGACUUCUUUGGGGAUUACUGCCCUCUGUUUGAGAACGGCCAGGAGUCGGACUCUGCCAGCCUGAGAGGCGAUCCAGAAAAUCCCACCUCCUCAGAGCUGGAAGACCUGGAGGGGCAGGGCAGCUUCAAGCUGGAGGGCUGGUGGCUGAAACUGAGUCAGUUUCAUGGCCUCAUCAUAAAGAGGUUCCACUGUGCCAAGAGAAACACCAAGGGUCUCUUCUCCCAGAUCCUCCUGCCUGCUUUCUUUGUCUGUGUUGCUAUGACUGUGGCCUUAUCCGUGCCUGAGAUCGGGGAUCUACCACCACUCAUCCUGUCUCCUUCUCAGUAUCAUAACUACACCCAGCCCAGAGGCAACUUCAUCCCCUACGCAAAUGAAGACAGGCCCCAGUACAGGAGUACGCUGUCACCAGAUGCCAGGCCACACAAGAUCAUCAACACCCUCCGACUUCCCUCAGGUGUAGGGGCAACAUGUGUCCUUAAGACCCCCUUCAACAGCACCCUGGACCAGCUGGCCCAGACCCUCAACCCCAGCGCCAACAACUCCAAGACCCUGGCUGCCCAGUACUUUGACUCUAUGUGUCUGGACUCCUUCACCCAGGGGGUCCCCCUCUCCAACUUCGUGCCCCCGCCACCUUCCCCAGCUCCCUCGGAUGACCCAGACCCUCGUUUUAUUGCCCCUCCAACCACAAUUCAUGAGCCCGUUACAUCUCCUCCUACCCUCCCUCUCUCCAUCCGUGAGCCGGUCCGCUGUACCUGCUCUAUGCAGGGCACGGGCUUCUCCUGUCCCAGUGGGGUCGGAGGUCGCCCCCCUCUCAUGAAGGUGGUGACAGGAGACAUUUUGGUGGACAUCACAGGCAGGAACGUCUCUGAGUAUCUGCUCUUCACUUCGGACAGAGUGCGGCUCCACAGAUACGGUGGUUUAACUGUGGGGAACAUCCAGAAAUCCAUCCCUGCCUCCUUCGGAAGGAACAUUCCUCCAAUGGUCCGCAAGAUAGCUGUACGCAGAUCAGCUCAGGUCUUGUACAACAACAAAGGCUACCACAGCAUGCCAACCUAUCUGAAUGUACUGAACAACGCCAUCCUGCGCGCCAACUUACCUGCAUCCAAAGGCAACCCUGCUGCUUAUGGAAUCACACUGACCAACCAUCCGAUGAAUAGAACCAGUGCCAGCCUUUCUUUGGACUAUUUGUAAGUUUACCAACAAGCACUUAUGUACAUUAUAUU